Messenger RNA from Prunus persica (peach), 2523 nucleotides. RefSeq lists its product as uncharacterized. The transcript is spliced from 6 exons. The record is from RefSeq and is a predicted model, not a curated record. NCBI's taxonomy places the organism in Eukaryota, Viridiplantae, Streptophyta, Magnoliopsida, Rosales, Rosaceae. Bases 64 to 2289 code for a protein of 741 amino acids.
UACCCCUCAAUUUUCAACCAAGUGCUAAAAAAGUUUGCAAGAUUUUACAGGAAAAACAGGUGCAUGAAAAUGAUCUCCGGGUACACAGCAAACGGAGACCGUCUGCAACAGCUAAAAGCCUUUGACGAGUCCAAAUCUGGUGUCAAAGGGAUCGUCGACAAAGGCAUCACAAAAGUCCCACCAAUUUUCGUUCGGCCGCCGGAAUUUUGUGGCGGCGACAAACCAAAUUCCGGCCAUCGAACUCGAACCCAGUUCAGUGUUCCUGUUGUGGACCUCGCCGACACAGUCGGUCAGCGUGCUGACGUGGUUGCCGGAGUUCGGCGUGCCGCGGAGACUGUUGGGUUCUUCCAAGUGGUGAACCAUGGGAUACCCAAGAGAGUGUUGGAUGAGAUGUUGGCGGCGGCGCGUGGGUUCCACGAGCUGCCAAGGGAGGUGAAGUCUGAGUACUACAGCAGGGAGCUGCUGAGAAAAGUCAAGUUUGGAAGUAACUUUGAUCUGUAUCAGUCAAGGUUUGCUAAUUGGAGGGACAGUUUGUUUUGUGUCAUGAGUCCUGAGCCUCUUGAUCCUCAAGAAUUGCCUCUAAUUUGCAGAGACAUAACUAUGGAAUACUCUGAAAAUGUUCACAAAAUGGGUGUCACAUUGUUUGAAUUGCUAUCGGAGGCACUUGGGCUCAAACCUGACCACCUUAUUGGAUUGGAUUGUGCAAAGGGGCAUCUUGUACUUAGUCACUACUAUCCACCAUGCCCUGAGCCUGAACUCACAAUGGGCACCAGCAAACACUCAGAUCCUGACUUUCUCACCAUCCUACUCCAGGACCAAAUUGGUGGCCUCCAAGUUUUGUAUGAGAACCAGUGGAUUGAUGUUCCUCCUGUGCCUGGAGCUCUUGUAGUCAACAUUGGAGAUCUCUUGCAGCUUGUGUCGAAUGACAGAUUUAAGAGCGUAGAACAUCAGGUGCUUGCAAACCAUGCAGGGCCAAGAGUAUCCAUUGCCUGCUUUUUUACCCUACAUCUUCACCCUUCGACAAGGUUGUACGGCCCCAUAAAGGAGUUGUUGUCAGAAGAUCGUCCGCCUGUUUACAAAGAAACCUCACUGAAAGACUUCAUUGCCUACUACGAUGAGAAGGGGCUUGAUGGAAACUCUGCACUAACAUAUUUCAAGUGCCAAAGGUUCCAUUUUGAUUUCAAAAUGUCCCCGAAUUCAACAAACCAAGCCCGUCUCCAACAGCUAAAGGACUUUGACGAAUCAAAAGCUGGUGUCAAAGGGAUCGUUGACAAAGGCAUCACAAAAAUCCCAUCAAUUUUUGUCCGGCCCAAGGAAUAUUCCGCCGCCGGGGACCCAAGUUCCAGCCAACCAACCCGAACUCAGUUCAGUAUCCCUAUCGUGGAUCUCGCUGACACUACCGGCCUGCAUGAUGACGUGGUCGCUGGAGUCCGGCAGGCAGCGGAGACUGUCGGGUUCUUCCAGGUGAUGAACCAUGGGAUACCCAAGAGAGUGUUGGAGGAGAUGUUGGCGGCGGCGCGUGGGUUUCACGAGCUGCUGACAGAGGUGAAGGCUGAGUACUAUAGUAGGGAGCAGAUGAGGAAGGUCAAGUUCAGGAGUAACUUUGAUUUGUAUCAGACAAAGUUUGCUAGUUGGAGGGACAGUUUGUUUUGUGUCAUGGGUCCUGAACCGCUUGAUCCUAAAGAAUUGCCUGACGUUUGCAGAGACGCAACCAUGGAGUACUCAGACUAUGUUCACAAAUUAGGUGUCACAUUGUUUGAAUUGCUAUCUGAGGCACUUGGGCUGAAAUCUGACCACCUUUUAGGCUUGGAUUGUGCAAAGGGGCAUGUAAUUCUUAGCCACUACUAUCCGCCAUGCCCCGAGCCUGAACUGACUAUGGGAACUACCAAACACUCUGAUCCUUCUUUUCUCACCAUACUACUUCAGGACCAAAUUGGUGGCCUCCAGGUUCUGUAUGAAAACCAGUGGGUUGAUGUUCCUCCUGUUCCUGGAGCUCUAGUUGUGAACAUUGGAGAUCUGUUGCAGCUUGUAUCCAAUGACAGGUUUAAGAGUGUGGAGCAUCAAGUGCUUGCUAACCAUGCAGGACCAAGAGUAUCUGUUGCUUGUUUUUUCACCCUGAAUUUUUACCCAUCAACAAGGUUGUACGGCCCCAUAAAGGAAUUGUUGUCUGAAGAUCAUCCGCCUCUAUACCGGGAAACCUCACUGCAAAACUUCAGUGCUCACUACGACGGAAAAGGGCUUGAUGGGAACUCUGCACUAACACGUUUCAAGUGGCAGAGGCAACAAUGAAAUAAGUCACCUGUGCUGUAGAUAAGUGGCUGUGAACAUAUGUUAAGAGUUCCUUCAAGUGGCAAAGGUCACAAUGAAAUAAGGCAAAUAUACCAUAUGCUUAAACUUUGCAUUAUGUUACAAACAAACCACAUAUGUUUGAUAAUGCAGUGCCCCUCUAUUGAUGCUUGUAGUUUAUAAAGGCUGAAGCAGAUUUGAUUGCACAAAUGGAUCACCAUUUUAAUCUUUUGCACA